CUGCAGUGGGCGUUGUAGUUCCGCACAGACUCAGAUAAAACCACUGGAUCAGCUCGGAGGGAGAGUAAACAGUCAAAACCCCCAUUUUAUCUGCACAUGUACUGAUCAUAUAUUCAUGCUAAAAAUGUACCGAGGUCCGCCAAACCCGGACUAUCAUCGGGCACCGGUAGCCUCGUCUGGUUUCGGAAUCCCCGCAGCCAGAUCUUUUGGACCUCCGCCGUUCUGCCCUCCUUUUGGGGGUCCGCCGGGUCUUGCAUACGGUGCUCCGCCGCCCGGUCUCCCUCCUCCUCCGUCGGGACAUCUGCAGGCCGCUCAGUACAGCACAUUGAAUGAAAGCUACAGAGAGUCAUUUUACGAGAACCGGCACUACACCAGCCACAAUACUGAGCAGAGUGGGUCCACGCUGAUGAGCUCUCAGGUCACACCUUCAGUUAACUCCUCGCAAAACUGGUCCACCCAGAAGCUGGAUGAGCAAAACCAAGAAGUCAGGAAAAAAGCAGAGGCGUUUCUUCGAAUCCUGGAGGCCAGUGAACGGAUUGAGCUUAAAGGAGAUAAAAGUGACAUUGGAGAAAAGCACAGCAGCCGAGCACGGAGUCGGAGCAGAGGGAAGAGCCGGCCACGCAGUCGCAGCAGGAGUCGUGGAAGGAGCCGGGGCCGUAGCCGAGCGCGUAGUCGCGGAAAGAGUCGGCCUUGCAGCAGAUCACGCAGCAGAAGUCGCAGUCGAGCUAAAAGUCGCACAAGGGCCAAAAGUCGUCCAAGGAGUCGCAGUCACAGUCAUGGGAAGAGUACUCGGAGCAAGAGUCAGGCACGCCUGAGCCCUAGCCAAAAUAAACCUCAGAAUAAAGCAUCUCACAGGGGAACCGCAGAAAGCAAUCACAGCUCUAGCAGCAUCAGCAGUGGGCCGAGCCUUGGUGGUAGUGCUAUGCCUGAUAUUUUUCAUGGACUGAAACAGAUCCUACAGAGCAAAGAUCUGGAGAAACACCUUCCUUUGGUUAAGGGUGCCCUCCUCAGAAAUCAGAGUGCUGAUGAAACAGGUGGAACCGUUCUGGGAAAUCAACCUACAGUAAGAAGCUUCCAGAACCCUGAGCUGAUACCAGAACCUGAAACCUCUUUUGGACUCAAUUAUGGUUCCACACUCCCUCACGAGAGCAGUAGCUUUUCCAGUAUCUUAUCCUGGAACACACCCACCCAGCAGCCUGAAACCAAGCCAGUGUUCCAGAGUGUUGAAGAUGAGGAGAAAUUCCUUUAUGGAGAGGAAGAGGAGCGGGCCAAACCUCAGGCAGUGACUGUUCCGUUGGCCCAAACCAGAUCUGUAAGAUCUCCGGUUCAUCCUCUUAGUAAAGAACACCAGACUCGCAGUGUCCAGGAAACCAAAGCUCAUGCCAUGCCUAGCGUGCAGUCUGCUGGUUCAGGCACUGCUAAAGUUACUCCAGAGCAAUGUGAGAAGGUGAAAAGCCUCCUGAGAUCCAUCGGCCUGAAUCCAGGCAUGGCUGAUAUCUGUAAAAUGGCUGCUAGACUAAAAGAGAAAAAGGAAGAGCCAGUAGGGGCCUCCUCGCUCCCACUGCUCAAACCAGCCCUGGAGGCGCUGCAAGCACUGUCCAAAGCGUCCAAAACUGAUGACAGUUGGAGUAACCGCUCUGGAAGCAGCCAUUCUCGAGAGUCAAAGCGUGAGGAGAAGAAAGUGGAUGAGAAGGAGAGAGAGAGACGAGAGAAACAGAUUCAGAAGAAAAGGAAAGAGUACCUGGUGAAGGAACUGGAGGGCUUGAUGAAACAGGAAGGUAGUGGGGAUCUGAUCCCAGUGAUGGGUUUUUUCUGUCAACGCUGUGAAGAGUUCUUUGGGGAUCUGAACAGUGCAGAAAAACAUGUUGCAUCUCAUGGACGCAAUGACAGGAACAAGAUGGGGUCACAGGAGCAACACAGGGAUGCUAAAAGACAUGGAGACCACCAUCAAACUUUAUCUCAUAGAAGAGCAAGCCCCCCCUGCAGAGCUGAUAGGUUGCCAUCCUCACAAGCCUCCCAGGACCACAGGGAACACAGUCCCGACAGGAAGCGCAUCAGAGAUGACAAAAGCCCUCACUCUAUGGACAAACAGAAAAGCAAGCCAGAGGGCAAAGACAGUAAGGAUGAGUGUAAGGACAAAUCCAAAGAGAAAAAGGAUAAAUCAGAUGAUGACGACGAUGACAACGCAGAAUUAACAAAGAGUGAAAAAAAGAAAAAGAAGAAAGAGAAGAAACUGAAGAAGAAAGAGAAAAAGAAGAAGAAAGACAAGAAAAAGGAGACUGAUAAGGAUUCACUGUAGUCUUUUUGCAAGGAUAAUUUCUUUAUCCUUUAAGAGCAGCAAGAGCCGUAUGUUUUCUACAUAGAAGACAAUGUCUUCUAUGGCUGAUUCUUCUCUGAUUAAUGUUAAUGCGUCCUGUAGGUGACACUCCAAUAGCUUGAUGUACAAUGCAGGGUUUGCUUUCCUUGUGAAGAGACUGCUUUCAGCCUGUUCAAUUAAAUGUGGAAAAAAAAAUGCCAUGAAAACCAGAGCUGAGAACUAAAACAGAGGCAAACAUUUCAGGUUACCCCUCACAAUAAGGUUGUGUAUGGUAACAUUAGUUCACACAAUAAUUAAUAUACCAUUUUGUGUUUUAUUAAUAAAAGGUGAAAACACAGUAGCUUUAUGUAGAAUACCAUUCUAUUCAUUUCAGUGAGCCUAUCACUCUGUGACAGCCACGGUGUUUACAGUUUUUGAGUAAAUUAAUCUUCAAAUGGCUUACACAUAGUUAUCUCUGCAUAUUGAACUGGGAAAAGGGAGUUAUUUUAACAUCGAAAACAUGACACACUUCAGCUCUAAUUUUAUAAAGAACUGACUGAAGUACUUGUCUUUACAAUGUCUAUCAUUUAAUAGGAGAUAAUUACCAACAAGAACUCAAUUUUGUGUGCCAUGAAAAAGCAGCUUUAAACCCUUGUGACCAAAUAAUAAUAUAUUUUAUGUGAAAUUGCUUCUUUUCUGCAUAUUUCUAAUUUAAUACAAUUAUUAUUAUUGUUUGGCAUAUUGAGUGAACCUGUAUUUGAGAGUUAGUAUUUGGUUCUUCCGCCUUUUGUUUUAAUGAUAGCAUGCAGUCGUGCUGGCACAAGUUUAUGUAAAACCUAAUGAUUUGUGUUCCUUUACAAGUUGGCCUCUCAAUGCUGCGUCACAAAUCUUACGCUAAGGGUCACUCCUUGGAGCGCCGAUCUCCCUGAAUAAUAUAAAAUUACACCAGUCCUACUGGCAGAUGAUGCUUGAAGAUGGAUUCAGUUCCCCUGCGUGCUUUCGGAACAUUGUAUCUUUUCACUGUGUGUUAUUGUGUUUUACAGGACAUUAAAAGAGCACCUUUGCGACUCAAAUGUCUUUAUCAAAAUGGAGUUUUGCAAUUGCUUUCCACCUUGUGAGAGGCACAUUCCACCGUCUGACAGGCAUGAGCACUGUCUCCGACGCAUGGGCCAUGCUCAUGCGGAGGCAGCGCUCAGUGAGGCAGACUGUGCUCACUGUGAGCACAUGAAUCUCAAGACGUUGUGCUCAUGGCCGAGAACACACAAGGGUGGGACGCGAGGCUAGGAUAUCCAGAGAGGAGAUUUCAAGGAGGUUUUACCGCUGGCACAAGUUUUGCAGUCAUCUUGCUCUUCUUACACAGCGUCUUUGCAUGUUGAAUAUGGCAGUGAUGAUCUCUGUUGGGGCGCACGGCGUGAUCUCUUUUGGUGGUUCCCAGGACGAUGAUGUGAUGUCUCUCGCAGCGUCAGGUCUCGUUUGCCGGAUGAUCUUGUGAUUAAUAAAUCUGAUGCUGAACUGAUGCAUGUUCUCUCGUGGAGAGUCGAGGAGCUCUGUCAUGAGUGGUCUCGCCACCUGAGUCGGAGCACUCUCGAUCUGAAUGGUUUCUGAACGCAGGAUGGCGUCAAGCCACUUCCCAGUGUCCGGUGCCAUUCUUCCUGAAGGUGAACGAUGAGCUCUCAAAAACUCAGCGUGCACCUUACUUUGCACACACCCACUGUUCUGGGGCCGCUGCCUUAAAGGCGCUGGACCAUGCCAAGCAGAAGUGUUAUUCCAAGCUCCCACAGGUUGAAGAAGUGAUUACGGCACACCUGUGCUCCACUUCUGCACUGGGUUGGAAAAAUUGCUCAGUGCUCCCAAAGUAUACUUGGCACAUCUGCGUUGUUGAACGCUCUGGGCACAGUAUGUGUGAUGUAAAUUUUGCCAUAAUUCAGUUUGCACGGCCUGGACCCACGUUGGCCAGGUUUUCUUGACUCACAGAUGCAGUCAUCGUCUGUGUGCAUUGUCGGCACAUACGCUGGCCACUGACAGUACUAAAAAGAGUAUCACAAAGAAGCUGUAGUGGGCAUGCAUCAAACGCAUUUGUAUUUGCUCGUGGUCAGAGAGUAUACUCACAAAGGCAACGUGGUUGACCAGGCACGAGCCAAUCCAAAACAUGCAAAAAUGAAGUAUGCCUGGGCCUUUAGUCAUACGGGGCUUCAGGGCAAGCUGAUUCAGCCUCGCACACCAUGGCGAUUCUGCAGGCCUUCCAAGCAAAGCUCUUGAAACAGAUGGAUUAGCAUGGUCUGGACACUGCGCUCUUAAAAGACCUCUUACUGCAUGUCACCAAGAUCACUGUUCAAUCCAUCGAUGUUGCCCAUCAGAAGAUCGAUGGAUAUAUAUAUGAGUGUCAUCUCUGGCUGUAUCUCUCAGCGAUGCACAACGGGUACAAAACUAAUCUUCUCUGCACUCCGGUGUUGCAGUCGGGCUUGUUCGGAGAAACAAUUAAAGUUCCACACCGCCAAGAAACAAUCUUAGGCUACGAAGCAUUUUCUGCCCAGAUGAGCCGCAGCCACCAGCUAGCCGUCAUGCUCACAGUCUUCUUUAGGGCAGAGCUCUGCUACAUCCCAUGCUCGCGCACCAGCUUAGUGGCAGAUAAGUGCUGAGCCAGCGUUCAGAUCUUAGCGUCCCUGGCCAAGAUGUAAAGUGUUGCUUUCAGGCCCUCUCCCCAGCAGGAAGAAUUCCCAGAGUAGUAGGAACACUCCUGACAUAGUCAGCCCUGUGAAGAGAAAAGCAAAGCUCCUGCUUUCUUUUGCUCCGGCCCAGAAGAUGGCCCGUUCAAUGAUGUUCAGCAAUUCAUCCCCGCUACUGUUCGGCAAGAACGAGUUUGUUGGAAUGUUUCUCUUGCAAAUGUUCAAAUAAAGAAUGCACACCUCAUAGCUGUUUCUCGAGAUGCACUUACACACUCAGAAAAUAUCUUUUUUCCUCCACACUCUGACACAGACUCAAUCGCCAUGCUAAACUGCUCCCCUCAGAUGAGCGGUGGUUUUUUUGAGCCUUUACAUCAGCUCACGCAGUACACGGAUACAUGGCGCACAUUACCAGGAGUUUCUGAGUGGGUUCUGAAAACAAUCGAAAGUGGUUACAUCUUUCAGUUCGCAAGGCAGCUGCCUCGCUUCAACGGCGUUCUGUCCUCCACGGUGACAGUGCGGGAAGUGUCAAUCUUACACUCAGUGAUUGAAAAACCCCUCGUCUGUGGCAUGGUGGAGAUUAUUCCCCUGAGCAAUGCUCAGAGAGGCUUUUACAGCCUUAUUCCCAAAAAGACUGUGGGCUUUGGACGAUUUUGGAUUUGAGAAAAAAAAAAAAAAGAGCGGAAGAGGAUAUUUUCGCCUACCCAGAGACCUCGAACUGCCGUCUGUUGUACAUUCUGUCUCCGGCUCCACUGGGCUUGGAUGCUCUGGCACACAAUUGGCCUGCAGAGAAACUCAAGUAUGCAUUUCCCCCUGUACAUCUGCUACACCAGGUGUUGUGCAAGUUCAGAGAAGACCAGAAAACAGUGUUGCUAGUUCCAGCACUGGUUUCUGGAGCUGGUGGGGCGGUUGAAAGCUACAAUGUGGAAGAUCCCGGUGAGAAAAAAAUUACACUCUCUCUGGCGCAGGGCACAAUUGGGCACUCUCAGCCACAGCUGUGGAGACUCCAUAUCUGGCCCCAGAUCUGGGCUUGUUGGAGGCAGAUGGAUUGUCGCAGCCAGUGCUCGACAUAAUUUUACAAGCCAGAGCCGCCUCUAGCAGGCGUUUUUAUGCCCUAAAGUGGCAUAGAUUUGCUGACUGGUGUCCUCAUGAAGCGAAGACCAAGUACAUCGCUCUGUGAAUGCGGUGCUUCACUUUCUACAAGAGCGUUUGGAUACAGGUCUCACCCCGUCAAUGCUUUGGGUUUUUGUUGCUGCAAUCUAGGCGAAUAAUGCCCCUGUUGGGGGAUUUUCUGUCAGCAAGCAUUGCCUUGUUAAAUUUUUGCGAGGCCUCGCCCUGUGACUUUCCUGUGUGGGACCUGUCCUUGGUAGUGAAAAUAAUUAUCAGGCUCUCCCUUUGAACCACUCGAUUCAGUUAGUUUGAGUGUGCUCUCUCUGAAGACCACGCUGUUACUCGCUCUGGCUUUUGUGAAGCACAUGGAUGAUCUCCAGGCUCUGUCAGUGAAAAGUUCCUGUUUGGAGUUUGGUCCAGGAUUUUCAAAAGCUGUUUUGAAGCCUAGAGAAGGCUAUGUUCUGAAGGUUUUGUCCACCUCUUUCAGGGCUCAGGUGGUGACCUUACAAGCUUUUUCUCCUCCUCCUUUCGAGUCAGAUGAGGCCCCUAGUAUCAGCUCCUAGUAACUAUUGUAACCUAAUGUAAAAAUGAGAGAACGAGAUGUUGCUGCGUAGGCUGGCCAUGAUAUUGAUUACUGCUGAAAAGGGUCUAGAGUUCGUCUCUCCUCUUCAGUCAAAAUCCUGAGAGGAUGAUGCUCAGAGCUCCAAUUUAUGUUUGCUUUGAAUGCGCACUCUGGGGGCGAAGCUUCGAGCAUCAUUUGUCAAUAGGAUUGGUGUGAUUUUAUAGUAUUCAGGGAAAAUCGGGGCUCCAAAGAGUGACCCCUAGCAUCAGCUCCGUGACACAGCAUCUCAUUCCUCCCUUUCAGGGAAUUGAGGUUACAACAGUAACCAGACAUAAUCCCAGCAAGAUUUGAAGAUGUUCCAAAGAGCAAAAUCUGACCUUUUGUACAACAGAACUAACAUGCUGUGUCACAAAUUUGCUUAGUGACCUAGAAAUAGCACAGAAUCUUUCAUAUUUCUUCAUUUUAAUUUUUUAAAAUACUAAUAUUUUAAAUCCAGGUUUAAAUUCCAUUUUCAGUGUAGACUUUUGAACCCCAUUGUAUUUUCCAGUGAUCUGUAAAUUGCACUCAAAAUCAUGCAGGCCUCUUUUUUUUUUAAGCACUUUUUAACCUUUAAAUCCUCAAAACGUAAUGUUUAAUCAUAAAAGACACUGCGUAAAUGUAGGAAACUCUAAGAAAGAAAGACAAGACGACAAAGCAAGAGUCCAAUACUGAGAUUUUUUCCACAUCUACUGAAGAUUCCUCACACCAGACAAGUACAUUACCAACUGUUAUGUAAGAAAACUGUACAACAGUGAGGAAGAUAAAGAAAAAAAUAAAAAAAAAGAAGCAAGAUGCAUAACUCUUAAAUAAAAAAAGACUUUAAAUAAACCAA
Myxocyprinus asiaticus (Chinese sucker) is the source of this 7502-nucleotide messenger RNA. RefSeq names its product zinc finger protein 318. Bases 116 to 2299 code for a protein of 727 amino acids. The record is from RefSeq and is a predicted model, not a curated record. Gene Ontology annotation, biological process: positive regulation of DNA-templated transcription; negative regulation of DNA-templated transcription. Gene Ontology annotation, cellular component: nucleoplasm. The transcript has 8 exons. NCBI's taxonomy places the organism in Eukaryota, Metazoa, Chordata, Actinopteri, Cypriniformes, Catostomidae.